Messenger RNA from Myotis brandtii (Brandt's bat), 1284 nucleotides. RefSeq names its product class I histocompatibility antigen, Gogo-OKO alpha chain. The record is from RefSeq and is a predicted model, not a curated record. Lineage: Eukaryota; Metazoa; Chordata; Mammalia; Chiroptera; Vespertilionidae. Gene Ontology annotation, molecular function: peptide antigen binding; signaling receptor binding. The coding region runs from base 331 to 1071 and encodes 246 amino acids. The transcript has 5 exons. Gene Ontology annotation, cellular component: external side of plasma membrane. Gene Ontology annotation, biological process: positive regulation of T cell mediated cytotoxicity; immune response; antigen processing and presentation of endogenous peptide antigen via MHC class Ib.
CCUGGGCCAGGCCUCGGGGACAGUGUGACGGGCGCCCCGCGCAGGAGGAGGGUCAGGACCGAGUCCCAGGGCCCAGGCCUGCGCUCAGGGCUCCGCAGGGGACAGAGUCUGGGGGUGCAGCUCCGUGUGGGGGACUCCCCAGCGCCUGGGUUUCACUUCUCCUCUCCCAACCUGUGUCGGCGCCUCCUUCCUGGAGACUCGUGACGCGGCCACACUUCUCACUCCCAUUGGCUGAGCGGUUUCUAGCGCAGCCUAUCAGCGUCCCCGAGGCUCCCGGUUAUAACUCCUCUGCGGAAGGGUCCGGACUCAGAUCCUUCCUCGACGCCAAGGAUGCGGGUCCUGAGGCCCCCCACCCUCCUCCUGCUGCUCUCGGGGGCGCUGGUCCUGACCCCCAGCUGGGCCGGGUCUCACACCUUCCAGAGGAUGAUUGGCUGCCAAGUGGGACCCGAUGGGCGCCUCCUCCGCGGGUACCUGCAAUACGCCUAUGACGGCUCCGACUACAUCGCCCUGAACGAGGACCUGACCUCCUGGACCACAGCUGACAUGGCGGCUCAGAUCACCCUGCGCAACUGGGAGGCGGUCGGUGGGGCAGAGCUUGUGAGGAGCUACCUGGAGGGGGAGUGCAUGGAGUGGCUCCAAAUUCACCUGGAAAAAGGGAAGGAGACCCUGCAGCGCACAGACCCUCCAAAGGCACACGUGACCCACCACCCGGUCUCUGAGCGUGAGGUCACCCUGAGGUGCUGGGCGCUGGGCUUCUACCCUGCGGACAUCAGCCUGACCUGGCAGCGUGACGGGGAGGACCAGACCCAGGACAUGGAGCUGGUGGAGACCAGGCCUGCGGGGGACGGCACCUUCCAGAAGUGGGCGGCCGUGGGGGUGCCCCCUGGAGAGGAGCAGAGAUACACAUGUCAUGUGGAGCACGAGGGGCUGCCCGAGCCCCUGACCCUGAGAUGGGAGCCGCCUUCUCACACCUUCUUCAUCAUCAUCAUCAUCGUGGGCUUCGCCGGGGUCCUGGUUCUGCUGGGCGCUGUGGCUGCAGCUGUGAUGUGGUGGAGGAGGCGCUCAGCGUGAGGCAGCUGCCUUGUGGGGACUGAGUGUUGGAAGAUGUUCACGCUCCCACUUCCUGACUCAAGAACCUCUUAUUGGGGGGCUGGCCCCGCCCUGCUCCCCACACUUUCCUGUUGCAGAGUCGGGCUCUGCCCUCCCCAUCCCUGCCUUUACUCCCUGGGGCUCUGAGCUGCCACUUCCUGCUCCGUAUUGAAAAUAGACUCUGAUGUGACUGUG